AAUUAUGAUGACCUGGUUAAUCAGGUCGUUGAACGCGUUAGCUCUGCAAUUUUUGCAAGCUAGGAUAGCUAGAGAGUUUGAAGGAGUGUAAGUAAGAGUGUUUGUGUUGUGUAGUCAUCAAGAAAAAUAAGUUCUCAGAAUGGGGUCAAUUAUGGGAAAAGUGAUGGAAGAGAACUUAAAGAAGAGUCAAACCUUUAUGCUUGAAACACAGAAAAUGCAGAUGGAACGACAACUACAGAUGCAGAACAUGAUGCGAGAACGGCAAAUGGCAAUGCAAGUUGCCGGUUCAAGAGAGAUGUUCAACUGGCUUGCAAGCUUCUAUGGCCUCGCCAUGUUAGCAAUGACUGCUGGUUUUGCAAAAUCUAAAAAUCCAUCUGUUUUGGUACCAUCUCUCCCUUUAACUUUUAUUGUUGGUUAUCAGUAUGAUUGGGCAUGGGGAACCAAAGUACACCGUAUUAGAGAGGAUGCCGAAAAACUCCUUGUGGAAGAACAUGGAAUCGUUGCAAUGCCCAGCGGUGUACCAACAUUCAAAGAAAUUGAUGCAGCCCGAAACGCAGCCAAAAAAUAGGUUACAAUAAUUUACAAUAAUUAUAUAUUUUAGGUUGUAAUUAAGAUGCGAGAAAAUUUAGUGCGUGAUAUUCAUUCCUGUUUCCAUCAUAAUCGUGUUGUUCACUUCAAAGCGUCACCUAGAUUAUAUAUACUUUUGGUUCAGAAAUUAUAAAAAUGUUAUGGUAAUAAUAAACCACAAUGUAAUUUUUGAAGAUAUUGUGGCUUCUUAUUGCAAUACUUAUUUUUAUGUAAAGUAAUUGGUGUUAGGUUAGUAAUUCUUGUCAUUCUAACAUAAUACAGUAAUGCAUACAUAUUCAUAUUACCUUGGGUCUGUUAAAGAAUUUCUUAUAAUCCUUUUCAUUUGUGACAUGUUUUUUUUUAAAUGUACUAUUUUGAGCAAUCAAAAUCAAUUGUGUAUUAAAAUUAAUGCUUUCAAUUGAAAAUUUAAGAGUAUUUGUCUUGUAGAUAAAAAAAAAAAGUUGAUUGUUUCAGAUGUGAAAACUUACAUAAGUUAGUAGAGUGGUCAUUGUGAACAAGCUGUAGUCAAAGGGUUGAAGUAAGUUCUUCCUUCAGAUUAUCUCUAAUCUAUAUCUGAAUAUAUAUCAUUUAAAAAUAAUACAAAACAAUGAACUACCUCAUUGAUGAUCUUUUGAUUUAUGUAUGCUAGGUAUGCAUAAUGCAUUCAAGAAAGGGUUGUGACAAUUAAGACUUACAAAACCUAAAACAAAAAUGUCAUCUGUUUUGAGAUGAUUAGUAUUCUAAAGUCUGUACGUGUUUCAUAUGCACCAUACAGGGAGAGGAAAAUGCAGUGCCUUUCCUUUUCCCCCAGCCACAGCCAAAAACUCCCUAAUCGAAGUGUGAAAUCAUUUAUAUAAGAGAUUAAAAUGUCUAAAAACACCUAAAUUUAUAGGGAACAAUAUCCCUGGAUCCCCAAAUGGGUAUUGGAAACUCCAGAAGCACCUUCUUUUAGAUCAUAGGUCCCACUAUGCUUGGACCUUGAUUGAUACUAGCACCCCCAAAGAAAAUAAAUUACGGAUCUGCCAUCAGUACUUUCAUGUUACAAUAUUUAAAUCAUCAUCCAGCAUUACUUUCUUCAAUAAAUUUAUGCAAUCCUUCUCUAAUGACUUUAUUUCCAGUCCUGCUGUUGUGUUUUAUUGUACCCAAUCAAUUUUACUUGCACUUAAAGGUCCUCUUUCUGUCUAGUUGAUUAACAUUCUUCUCCAUACCCACAUUUAAGAGGCAUAUACCAUAAAUUUCUGAUUGAAACCCAGUACCAUCUGUUGACUGUCGGUGGCAUUCUGGGUUGUCAUUAAAAACGAUACAUUGCGCAGCAUUCUUAGUGAGUGCUUGACGUAUAUAUAUACAGGUACCAAAGAAACAGUGGUCUAGGGUUUUAAUCAAAAUAUUUAUAGGACUACAGUACACUACUUCAUACCAACUGUUAUUUUAAUAAUUCUCUGUUGAAUUUAUUCUUAACAAUUUAACAUAGGUUUUGAUAAUUAACUCUCUACACCAUUUAUCUAUUACUUGGAUAUGUUUUUAUCUUCAACAUUUAAUCUGGUAUUUGAU
Molecule: messenger RNA, 2118 nt
Organism: Anneissia japonica
Lineage: Eukaryota; Metazoa; Echinodermata; Crinoidea; Comatulida; Comatulidae
Product: plasminogen receptor (KT)-like
Exons: 5
Coding region: 140-568 (142 amino acids)
Biological process (GO): positive regulation of plasminogen activation
Cellular component (GO): plasma membrane
Source: RefSeq, a predicted model, not a curated record